AUGUGGAAGAUAGGUGCUUCUCUUUUUGCCACAAAUAUUGGCAGUGGCCACCUUAUCGGCCUGGCUGGGAUAGGAGCAUCUUCAGGUAUUGCUAUUGGGGCCUUCGAGUGGAAUGCUAUAUUUCUGAUCUGUAGUCUUGGUUGGAUAUUUGUUCCUAUUUACAUUAAUGCUGGGGUUGUGACAGUGCCAGAAUAUUUGAGGAAGAGGUUUGGUAGCUACCGGGUCGAGCUUCUCUUCUCUGUUUUGUAUUUAUUCCUGUAUAUCUUCAGUAGGAUGUUGUUGGAGAUCUGCUAUGGUGUCAUGUUCCUGAGGAUAGUUUGGAGGAUGGAUGUUUACCAGGCCAGCCUGAUCUUAUUGACAGUUGCUGGCAUUUAUACCAUCACAGGUGGCUUGGCAGCUGUGGUUUAUACUGAUAUCUUACAUGCUGGCUUUAUACUUUUGGGAUCAAUCUUGUUAAUGGGUUAUGCCUUUAAUAAAGUGGGAGAAUACCAGGGACUGCUGCAUAAGUACUUCAACGCCAUACCAAGUGUAAUCAGUGAAGGCAACUGGACUGCCAAGCCGGACUGCUACCUUCCUCGCCCAGAUUCUUUCCAUAUCUUCCGAGAUCCGAUCACUGGAGACAUCCCCUGGCCUGGGCUCGUCUUUGGCCUCUCUAUCCUCUCCUUGUACUACUGGUGUACAAAUCAGGUAAUUAGAGACAUUGUCACUGAA
Messenger RNA from Galeopterus variegatus (Sunda flying lemur), 711 nucleotides. Its product is annotated as sodium/glucose cotransporter 1-like. Gene Ontology annotation, molecular function: D-glucose:sodium symporter activity. Gene Ontology annotation, biological process: sodium ion transport; transmembrane transport. Gene Ontology annotation, cellular component: plasma membrane. The transcript has 7 exons. The annotation marks the transcript as partial. The record is from RefSeq and is a predicted model, not a curated record. NCBI's taxonomy places the organism in Eukaryota, Metazoa, Chordata, Mammalia, Dermoptera, Cynocephalidae.